AUGGCACCAUCAGAGUUAGCAGAACUCAAAAAACAGUUGCAAGAUUUAUCAGACAAAGGUUUCAUCAGGCCCAGUGUGUCACCUUGGGGAGCUCCAGUUCUAUUUGUGAAAAAGAAGGAUGAGACAAUGAGAAUAUCAGGGUAUCUUCAAUUGAAGAUCAAGGUAGAGGACGUGCCUAAGAUAGCUUUCAGGACCAGGUACGGUCAUUAUGAAUUCUUGGUCAUGCCUUUUGGCCUAACCAACAUCCCAACGAACAAAGCUGAACAUGAAGAGCAUCUGAGACAAGUACUUGGGACACUCAGGGAUAAGAGAUUAUUUGCUAAGUUAAAAAAGUGUGAGUUUUGGCUUAAGUCUAUUUCAUUUUUGGGACAUGUAGUCUCAAAGGAUGGUAUCUUAGUAGACCCCGGGAAAGUUGAAGCAGUAGUUAACUGGACCCAACCAACCAAUGUGCAUGAAGUUAGGAGUUUCUUGGGUUUGGCUGGUUAUUACCGUCGGUUUAUAGACAAUUUCUCAAAAAUAGCAGUUCCCCUUGCCGCCCUUAUCAGGAAGAAGAAUAAGUAUGAAUGGACUGAAAAAUGUGAGGAAAGCUUAUAG
Molecule: messenger RNA, 594 nt
Organism: Juglans microcarpa x Juglans regia
Lineage: Eukaryota; Viridiplantae; Streptophyta; Magnoliopsida; Fagales; Juglandaceae
Exons: 3
Coding region: 1-594 (197 amino acids)
Source: RefSeq, a predicted model, not a curated record